Molecule: messenger RNA, 6125 nt
Organism: Loxodonta africana (African savanna elephant)
Lineage: Eukaryota; Metazoa; Chordata; Mammalia; Proboscidea; Elephantidae
Gene: PELI3
Product: pellino E3 ubiquitin protein ligase family member 3
Exons: 7
Coding region: 500-2218 (572 amino acids)
Biological process (GO): regulation of Toll signaling pathway; protein K63-linked ubiquitination
Molecular function (GO): ubiquitin protein ligase activity; protein binding
Source: RefSeq, a predicted model, not a curated record
GGCGGGCAGACAGGCAGAGGUGGGGAGGAACGUGGGGAGAGAAACGGUGAGAAGGACAGCGGCUGGGAGGACAGAGAGUCAUUGAGAAACAGACAGACGGACAGAGGCCUGGCCCCACAAAGAGUCAGAAAGAUGAAGACGGACAGAUGAAUUCCAAGAACCUAACAGAGAGGGGAUCUCUGAGGGCCCAGGGCUGAGAGAGCUAAAUCCAGGUACUGAGUCUGAGAUAAGGGGUAAGGGCCCCCAACACUGGGGUGCCCCUCUUCCAAGCACAUCCCAGACUGGUGUCUUAGCCAAAGGCAGCUUCUGGCCAAGUUGAUCUAUCCCUCUGGCCCUUCCAAGUAUCCUCACCCUCUGAUGGUGCGACCCCUCCCUGUUGGUUCCAGCCCACCAUCUCCCCUCCCUGGUAUCCCAGCAACUCUGGCAGUUUAGGAGAGGUAGAGGUAAAGUGGUUGCCAUAGCAACAGAGGUGGUGAAAGGUCACUUGGCCUUAGCCUAGAUGGCCCUGCAGCAGGCCAGGGCUGAGAUCCAGGGAGGCUGGGAGUGGGGGAGAAGGAGCCCUUAUGGCGCAGUGGUUAACUGCUUGGCUGCUAACCGAAGCGUCAACGGUUUGAACCCACUAGCUGCUCCACAGGAGAAAGAUGUGGCAGUUUGCUUCCGUAAAGAUUUACAACCUUGGAAACCCUAUGGGGCAAGUUUACUCUGUCCUAUAGGGUCGCUAUCAGUUGCAAUCGACUCCACGGUGACAAGUCUUUGGUGUUGGGGUGGGAGUCUGCAAAGCUUUUUCUCCUCUCCCACCCUGCCCAGAAUGGUGCUGGAAGGAAACCCUGAAGUGGGGUCCCCCCAAACCUCAGACCUCCGGCACCCUGGGAGCAAGGGCUCUUGCGUCCUCUCGUCUCCGGGUGAAGAUGCGCAGCCAGGCGAGGAGCCCAUCAAGUAUGGUGAACUCAUCGUACUGGGAUGCUGUGAGGAAGGAGGUGAGGAAACCGAGGCUCAGAGAGGGGAAGUGACUGGCCCAAGGGCACACAGCUGCUACAAUGGGUGUCUGGCAAGUGGGGACAGAGGCCGCCGGCGGAGUCGCCUGGCACUGAGCCGCCGGCCACACGCCAACGGGGUGAAGCCGGACGUCAUGCAUCACAUCUCCACUCCACUCGUCUCCAAGGCACUGAGUAACCGUGGCCAGCACAGCAUUUCCUACACACUGUCCCGGAGCCACUCAGUCAUAGUGGAGUACACGCACGACAGUGACACAGACAUGUUCCAGAUCGGCCGCUCCACUGAGAAUAUGAUCGACUUUGUGGUGACAGACACGUCCCCUGGAGGAGGGGCUGGGGAGGGUCCCUCCACCCAGAGCACCAUCUCCCGCUAUGCCUGCCGCAUCCUCUGUGACCGCCGGCCGCCGUACAUUGCCCGCAUCUAUGCUGCUGGCUUCGAUGCAUCCAGCAACAUCUUUCUUGGAGAGCGGGCUGCCAAAUGGCGGACACCUGAUGGCCUGAUGGAUGGCCUGACCACCAACGGGGUUCUGGUGAUGCACCCGGCCGGCGGCUUCUCCGAGGACUCGGCCCCAGGCGUCUGGCGGGAGAUCUCGGUCUGCGGGAACGUGUACACGCUGCGGGACAGCCGCUCGGCCCAGCAGCGGGGGAAGCUGGUGGAAAACGAAUCCAAUGUGCUACAGGACGGCUCACUCAUCGACCUGUGCGGGGCCACGCUGCUGUGGCGCACGCCAGCUGGGCUGCUGCGUGCACCCACGUUGAAGCAGCUGGAGGCCCAGCGGCAGGAGGCCAAUGCAGCUCGGCCCCAGUGCCCCGUGGGCCUCAGCACCUUGGCCUUCCCAAGCCCAGCCCGGGGCCGCACGGCCCCCGACAAGCAGCAGCCCUGGGUCUAUGUCCGCUGCGGCCAUGUCCACGGCUACCAUGGCUGGGGCUGCCGGCGGGAGCGGGGCCCACAGGAGCGUGAGUGUCCCCUCUGCCGCCUCGUGGGGCCCUACGUGCCACUGUGGCUUGGCCAGGAGGCCGGCCUCUGUCUGGACCCUGGACCACCCAGCCAUGCCUUUGCGCCCUGUGGUCACGUCUGCUCCGAGAAGACUGCCCGCUACUGGGCCCAGACACCACUGCCCCAUGGCACUCACGCUUUCCAUGCUGCCUGCCCCUUCUGUGGGGCCUGGCUCACCGGUGAGCAUGGCUGUGUCCGCCUCAUUUUCCAGGGGCCGCUGGACUAGGUUCCCUAGGGCCUCCUGCUGCUGCACCCGCUGCCCACCCAGGGCACCAACCUCCUGCAGCCCAGAGGAGCUCUGCAUGUGGGACCCAACCUGCUGGCCAACAGCCACCCCAGAUGGACGCAUUGGAUGGGCUGUGCCCCCUCCCCUCUUAGCGGGUCCCUGAGAUUCCUACCCCAGUCAGAAGGGUGGGGCUCGAUACCAGCUCUGCCCUGGACUGGUGGAGGGUGGCUCCCCAUGCCCCUGCCCUUCCUUGGGCAUCCUUCCUCAUGCCGCCUACACUGUGCCCCUGGGGGAGUGAAGGGGCCUAGGGGCCCCUGACCCCAGCUCAGGCUGGCUGCGCCCUGAGCCUGCUGACCCAGUUUCAGAUACUCGCCUUCCUGCUGCUGCCCUGGGUUCCUCUAUAAACCUCGCUGCUCAGCUGCCCUCACAAGUCCCACGUGUCCCGCAUGCGUGCAACGCCUCCAGCCCUGAGCCAGUGACGAGUGGGUGGCAGGCUGGGACCAGCAUCUGCUGAUACCUGCAGUAGGCUGGACUCCAUGCCCUGCGGGCGCUGAGGACACAGAGACAGUGAGACCUGGCUCCCCAUCUGGUGGAGUCCACAGUCUAGUGGAGGACAGGCCAAGUUACCAGAUGCCAGCACAGCUUCCUCUGGGCUAGAACCAGAAGUGCCAAGGGCCAUGGAGCAGGGCCUGCUGCCUGGCUGGGAAGUGAGAGAGGGGACAGAAGAGCCCAGCCUCGACGGGUGAUCAGGAUCCUCCAGGCCCACAAGGUUGGGAGGGUGCUCUGGGAAGAAGGAGAAGCCCUGCAAAGGCUCAGGUGUAUGUAAGCAGGGAACCGCACGGGAGAGACUCAGAGGGCCGGGAGCCUCGGCUGCAGGUGGGCAGAGAGGGGACUGGAGCCAGGGGUCGGCCAUGCUAUUGGGGGAAGGUGCUGGAUGGAGAAUUCUGAACCUCAAUUUCUGGACAGCGAGGAGUUGACCGAGGGAGGAGGGAAGAUGCGUGUUCUCAGAGUGUUGGCUGUAACACAAGGGCUACCAUGACCAAAUGUCCACCGUGUGCCCCGUACUGUGCUAAUGAUAAUAACAACGACAUUCAUUGAGCACUCACCAGGCACGGGCUCUGCUUCUCUGAGGCUUUGUUACUUAAUCCUCCAGUAACCCAGGGAGGGAGGUGUUACUAUUUCUGUUGUCAGAGAGAUUAGGGCACCUGCUCCAAGUCACACAGCUAUAAAGUAGCCAAGGCAAGAUUUCAACCGGCUGCCUGACUAGCCUCAGAGCCUGCCCUCCUUGGACAAGGGUGAGAUGCACCGAACAGGGUUUAGAGGCUGUUCUGGCAAGGAGCUGGAGGAUGGCUUUGUGGACACCCACCUCCUCAGCGUCCGGCCCCAUGUAGGGUACUGGUGAUGGCACUGCCCCUGUACUGGCCAUCUGCACCCCAGGCCUAGGCCAGAUGCAGAGGGGAGAUGGCCAGGCAGGAGAGCUCUGAGGAGUGAGAAACGGGGGCUCAUGAGAAAGCGCAGGGAGGAGCUGGGGCCUGAGCCAAGUCUUGAGUGGCUCAGAGUGUUGCCAGAAUCAGGGAGGAGGUGGGAGAGUAGCCCAGGCGAGGGGAGUAGCACGGGCAGAGGUGGAGCAGGAAAAAUGCUGGAGAACUAGUGAGCUGGGUGUGGAGGGGCAGGGCUAGGCAGGGCUCUGAUGUGGACCUCAGUUCAUUUUGACUAAGUGCUGUUUUCAUCUGUGAGCCAGAGGCCAAGCUCGGGUUGUUGCUGGCAUUGCCCCUGAACCAUUCCUGGGGAACCAGCCAGGAGGACAGGUAGGUGGAGUUCUGGAGGGAGGAAAAUCUGAGGAAGAGGCUCUGAGCACAAGUCUGACCUGGGCAUCAUCCCCAGUGGAAGACAGAGCCUUAGAGGGUAUGGGCUUCCAGAGGAGGGAGCUGCCCAAGGCCACACAGCUGGUUGGGGGCAGAAACACCAGACCUGGGGUGGUUGGGAGGAGAGAGGACACCAGCAGGUAGUGAGAGGGGGGUGAUGUGAUCAGAUUCCUGCUUCUAGAACAUUCCACCAGCCACAGUGGCAGAGCCCGGCUGGGGAGGUUGGGCUGGAUGUGGGUACUUUUCAAGACACACGUACAUACAAAAACUCUAGGAAAUCAACUCUCCCCAGCUGUUUUCUCUCUGGGAACCAGGCAGGGGAACAUUUCGAUCCCAUUUCCAACAGGGAACCUCAGACUCUGGGAGAAGCGAUAGGCUAGCCAGGGCCGGAGGUCAGGCUUCAGCUUAGGGCACCACACAGGCCCAGGAGAACUCUGAGGUGGUGAUAGAGGGGUCCUCAGCUCUGCUGUUUCCAGCUCUCAGGGCUCCAGCUUCUUCAGCUGCUAAAUGGGAAUUAUAAUCCUGACCUCAGAACCUGGGUGGUACAAGCAAUUUGCUAUCGGCUGCUAACCUAAAGGUUGACGGUUUGAACCCACCCAGUGGCUCCUGGAAGAAAGGCUUAGCGAAAUGCUUCCGUAAAGAUUACAGCCAAGAAAGCCCCCAUGGAGCAGUUGUACUCCGUAACACAUGCAUGGGGUCACCAUGAACAGCAGUUAACAGCAAUGACCUCGCCAAGUGGUUGUGAAUAUGUAGAGGGCACCAGUAACAUGUUGUGUGCUGUUGAGUUGGUUCCAACUCAUAGCGAUCCUAUGGACAGAGUAGAACUGCCCCAUAGGGUUUCCUAGGCUGUAAUCUUUAUGGGGAGCCCUGGUGGUGCAGUGGUUAAGAGCUUGGCUGCUAACCAAAAGAUUGGCAGUUUGAAUCCACUAGCCACGUACUCUGCCCUACAGGGGCACUAUGAGUCGGAAUGGACUUGAUGGCAACAGUAAUAAUGUUACUUUCUCACUUACCUCUUCUUUAUUCCCAUGGGGAAGAGCCAAGGCACUGCUCGGUGAGACACUGUAUGUGUGUUCAAGGCAGAGGGAAGGGACAAUGUCAUAGGAGGCCUGAGUGGGGCAAGGCCAGUUUGGGGACAUGCUGUGUGGCCUUAGGGAAGGCAAUGAACCUUCCUUAGCCUCAGUUUUCCCUGAGAGAAUGAUGGUACCCUACGCAAGGUUGUUGCAAGAAUUAAAUGAGCUUCUUCGUGUUGAGCUGCUAGCGCAGGACCUCAGGAAACGCCCGUUUAAACUAUGACCAUAAAAAUCCAGCGCCACUGGAGUCUCAAGAGUACUUCAGAAAUGUUUUUCCUGCCUGAGCUGCCCUCUGGUGGCAGUGGGCAGGCAGCACUACCCCCAUAACCUGUGCACCUUUCAACUUCACCCAAGUCAGAAAAAGCUUUAUACCCAUUUUAAAGGUGAUGAAAAUGGAGGCACAGGGAAGAAGAGAGGUGACUUUCCUAAGGACAUAGUCCAAUUUACCGAUAACCCCGUAUAAUGAUAAUCAUCCUAACAGUAGCACUGAUGUGCCAAGUAUCUGCCUAGCCAAUGGGCAUCUUUGUAAAUGAGAAACUGGUUCCGGUAGGGGCAGACGCUGCUCUGGGCCGAGAAACAAGCGUGGCAAAGGCGUGGCAGGGUAGUGUACUGAAUUUCAGACCGCACCACCCCACCUUUGCACAAAUCUAGGGGGCAGCACUGCCCAGUCAAAACCUCACAGCAACCCUUGGAGUGGAUACAAUUAUUAGCCCCGUCUCCCCGCUGAGGGUGGCAAGGCUAAGGAGGUGAAGUAACCCAGCCACGGCGCACCCCAGUCACUGAUUCCACCUCAGGCGACAGCCACGGCUCGGCCAGCCUCUGACCCGGGACCUGCGGGAUGCUCCCACCGAGGCUGUCUCCUACACAUACAAGUGGCUGGCUCUCCCCUGCGCAAACUUUGGGGGUUGCAGGCCGCUUUUUCAUUUAUCAGGCGCCUGACAAGCAGUCCAAAGUGCCAGGACCCUUCCUCCU